AUGCCAGCGCAAGUCAUAAGUGGAAAGGAGGUUUCGGCACAGGUGAGGGAGCGCUUGAAGAAGGAUGUGGAGCAGAUGAAAGUUCAGGACUCCAACUUCCAACCUGGUCUCGUGAUUUUACAGGUUGGAGAUCGUGAUGAUUCCAAUCUUUAUAUUGGCAUGAAGCUGAAAGCUGCAUCUGAGAUUGGAAUAAAUGCCACACACUUGAAACUUCCCAACACUGCAACUGAGGAAGAGAUUCUUCACAGUAUCACAGAGGUGAAUGAGAACUCUUCUGUCCACGGCCUCAUUGUCCAGUUGCCCUUAGACUCGGUCCACAAAAUCGACACGGAGAAGGUGACUAAUGCUGUUGCACCAGAGAAGGAUGUUGACGGGCUCACGAGCAUAAAUGCUGGGAAGCUGUCUCGUGGAGACUUGACUGAUUGCUUCAUCCCAUGCACUCCAAAUGGCUGCAUGGAACUGAUCAGACAGACCGGUGUGACAGUGGCAGGGAAACGUGCAGUGGUGAUUGGUCGUAGUAAGAUUGUAGGCGCACCAAUGCACGACCUUCUGCUGUGGAACCACGCCACCGUCACCACAUGUCAUUCCAAAACUGUGGAAUUGGCUGAAGAGGUUGGCAAAGCAGACAUCCUCGUAGUUGGUAUUGGGAAAGCAGAGAUGGUGAAAGGAGAAUGGAUCAAGAAAGGAGCAGUAGUUAUAGACUGCGGCAUUAAUCUAAUUUUAGACGAGAGUAAACCCAGUGGAAAACGGGUUGUGGGCGACGUACACUACAACUCUGCCAAGGAGCAAGCGAGCUUCAUCACGCCAGUACCUGGGGGUGUGGGACCAAUGACAGUGGCCAUGCUGAUGGCGAACACAGUGCUGAGUGCAAAGCGUUUUUUGGAGAGCCAUCAACCCGGGAGGUGGAGUAUUUGUUAUACCAAACUCAAACUUCAGAAGCCUGUGCCAAGCGACAUUGUGAUUUCUCGCUCCUGUGUGCCAAAGCCCAUUGACCAUCUAGCAAAAGAAGUGGGUUUGCUCUCAGAUGAGGUGGACCUUUAUGGUAAAACCAAGGCCAAGGUCCAACUGAGCAUCAUCAAGCGGCUGCAGGCACAACCAGAUGGAAAAUAUGUAGUCGUAACUGGUAUUACUCCGACUCCAUUGGGAGAGGGAAAGAGCACCACGACCAUCGGCCUUGUCCAGGCAAUUGGAGCCCACAUGAAACUGAAUGUUUUUGCUAAUGUCCGUCAGCCUUCGCAGGGACCCACAUUUGGCAUUAAAGGUGGUGCUGCUGGAGGGGGAUAUUCUCAAGUCAUUCCAAUGGAAGAGUUUAACCUCCAUCUCACUGGAGACAUCCAUGCGAUCACAGCAUCUAACAACUUGGUUGCUGCUGCCAUUGAUGCUCGCAUGUUUCACGAGGCCACACAGAGUGACAAGGCUCUGUACAAUCGCUUGGUGCCACUCAGUGGAGGACAGAGGAUGUUUUCCCCAGUCCAGAUCAACAGACUGAAAAAACUAGGCAUCGACAAAACGGAUCCCGCCACGCUGACUGAAGAUGAGAUUGCACGCUUUGCCCGUUUGGACAUUGACCCAAGCUCUGUUACAUGGCAGAGAGUGUUGGAUACCAAUGAUAGAUUCCUCCGAAAGAUCACAAUUGGACAGUCGCUGACUGAAAAGGGCUACACAAGAGAAGCCCAGUUUGACAUCACAGUUGCCAGUGAAAUCAUGGCAGUUCUUGCACUGACUAGCAGCCUGGAAGACAUGCGCGAACGCCUCGCCAAAAUGGUGGUGGCCACCAGCCGUGGUGGACAACCCAUCACAACUGAAGACCUGGGUGUGUGUGGAGCGCUAACUGUGCUCAUGAAAGAUGCCAUUAAGCCGAAUCUUAUGCAGACUUUGGAGGGAACCCCUGUGUUUGUCCACGCUGGCCCUUUUGCCAACAUCGCCCACGGCAACUCCUCCAUCUUGGCUGAUAAAAUUGCUUUGAAACUAGUGGGACCAGAGGGCUUUGUUGUAACAGAGGCUGGAUUUGGCGCUGACAUUGGGAUGGAGAAGUUCUUCAACAUCAAGUGCCGAUACUCAGGCCUGAGACCCCAUGUGGUUGUUUUAGUGGCCACUGUACGAGCCCUCAAGAUGCACGGUGGAGGCCCAACGGUUACUGCUGGGAUGCCGCUACCAAAGGAAUAUAUUGAAGAGAACCUCGAGCUGCUGGAGAAAGGCUGCAGUAACAUGAGGAAGCAAAUCGAGAAUGCCAAACACUUUGGUGUUCCUGUGGUGGUAGCUGUCAAUGCUUUUAAGACUGACACAGAUGCUGAGCUGGACCUGGUCUGCACCGUUGCCAAAGGUGCAGGCGCCUUCGACGCCGUGCGUUGUACUCACUGGGCAGAGGGUGGAGCGGGUGCGCUUGCUCUGGGCCAGGCUGUCCAGAAGGCAUCAGAGGCUCCGAGUAGCUUCAAGUUCCUGUACGACUUAGAGCUUCCUAUUACUGAAAAGAUUCGAACAAUCGCCCAGAAGAUCUAUGGUGCAGAUGAUAUUAAACUUCUCCCUGAGGCUCAGCACAAAGUGGAGCUUUACACUAAACAGGGUUUUGGCAACCUCCCAAUCUGCAUGGCGAAGACUCACCUGUCGUUGUCCCACGAGGCAGACAAAAAGGGUGUGCCCACAGGCUUCAUUGUACCAAUCCGAGAUAUUCGAGCGAGUGUUGGCGCAGGAUUCCUCUUCCCGCUUGUUGGCACGAUGCCCACAAUCCCCGGCCUGCCCACCAGGCCUUGUUUCUACGACAUUGACUUGGAUCCAGAGACUGAACAGGUCAACGGGCUCUUCUGA
Messenger RNA from Nerophis lumbriciformis (worm pipefish), 2805 nucleotides. Lineage: Eukaryota; Metazoa; Chordata; Actinopteri; Syngnathiformes; Syngnathidae. The record is from RefSeq and is a predicted model, not a curated record.